UUGACCGAGGGGAACAGAAGCAUGGCGGCGAUGGAGACACGGGAGUGCGAGACGGAAGGCUGCUGCAGCGAAGCCAAACUCCAGUGUCCCACCUGCAUCAAACUCGGCAUUCAAGGCUCAUAUUUCUGCUCUCAGGAAUGUUUCAAAGGCAGCUGGGUCACCCACAAACUGCUCCACAAAAAAGCAAAGGAGGACAAGACAAAAGAUGAGGAAAAGAACUGUGUAGAGAAAGAAAUCAACACAGACCCAUGGCCUGGGUAUAGAUACACUGGUAAACUGCGUCCCCACUAUCCACUGACACCAAUGCGACUUGUUCCUAGCAACAUUCAGAGGCCAGACUAUGCAGAUCAUCCUUUGGCUGCAGAGGUUGGGUUGUUGGCAGGCAUGUCUGAGUCAGAACAGACCAUGAAAGGGACGUCUCAGAUUAAGAUCCUCAACGCUGAAGAAAUUGAGGGGAUGAGAGUUGUCUGCAAGCUGGCUCGAGAAGUACUUGACAUCGGUGCAAUGAUGGUGAAGCCUGGAGUGACAACAGAGGAGAUCGACCAUGCGGUGCAUUUGGCAUGUACAGCUAGGACUUGCUACCCAUCACCUCUGAACUACUACAACUUCCCCAAGUCCUGCUGCACCUCCGUAAAUGAAGUCAUCUGUCACGGAAUACCUGACCGACGUCCCCUGCAGGAAGGGGACAUACUUAACAUUGACAUUACGGUUUACCACAAUGGUUACCAUGGAGAUCUGAAUGAAACCUUUUUUGUGGGUGAGGUGGAUGAGGGAGCCAAGAGAUUGGUUCAGACUACUUAUGAAUGUCUUAUGCAAGCCAUCGACUCUGUGAAGCCUGGUAUUCGGUAUCGUGAGCUUGGAAACAUCAUCCAAAAACAUGCCCAGGCUAAUGGAUUCUCUGUGGUACGGAGUUACUGUGGCCAUGGCAUUCACAAACUGUUCCAUACUGCACCCAACGUACCGCAUUAUGCUAAGAACAAAGCGGUAGGAGUGAUGAAGCCUGGCCAUGUGUUUACAAUUGAGCCCAUGAUCUGUGAAGGUGGCUGGCAGGACGAAACGUGGCCGGAUGGUUGGACAGCAGUCACUCGUGAUGGUAAACGCUCGGCCCAGUUUGAGCACACACUCCUUGUGACGGAGACCGGCUGUGAAAUUCUCACACGUCGCCUUGAGGAAAAUGGACGUGCUCACUUCCUGUCCCAAAUGUAAAAUGGUGGGGUUAUAUUAGCCCUGUUCUGCAGUGGAGGGUACAACAGCUCCGCUCCAUAUCACAGAUCAGCCAAUCACACUGUGGUUCUCUGUUGGGCAGGAGAUGAUUGGCCAAGUGGCCGUGUCAGUGGAUUUAGGCAGGAGGUGGAGAUUUGUUAACUUCUGAAUGUGUCACUGGAUAGUCACAUUAAUCAGCUUGGAUCUGAGAAAACUGAAAGGCACUGGCCUUAAACCUGGUUACAGUGCCACCACACUCUGUCUACAUGGGAGGAAGAGAUAAUCUGUGUGAGUCGUUUCAUGUGUGUGUGCUUGAGAGUGCCAGCUGUGUGAAGUCUGCUGUCUCAGUCUGCUUCAGUGCAUUUGUAUGACUGGCUUGUUCCAGUUUACUGUUUAUUGUUUUGUUUUUUUGUAAGCCAUCGGUGCAGGUUCGAAAUGCCACAAGUAUUAGGGUGUGUGUGAUAAAACACUGUGGAGGCUCUCAAAAUUGUAUCAAAACAUGAUUGAUAUAUGAAAACUCUUCACAGUUGAAAGAGUGCCUCAUAACAUUAUUAAACAUUGUAAAAAUGUUUUUCAUGACGUUCUACGAGCGUUCAUAAGGUCCACUAAAUGGUAUAGUUCACCCAAACAUUAAAAUGCUGUUAAUAUGUACUCGCCUCACCUUGUAUGUCCAAAACAUACAACAUUCUUCCAUGGAACACAAAAUGACAUGUAAAGCAGAAUUGUUAGCCUCAGUCACCCUUCACUUUCAUUGUUUGGAAAAAUAUUUUAUGAAAGUCAAUGAUGACUGUGGCUAACAUACUUAACAUUCUGCCGAAAAUUUGCUUUUGUGUUCCAUUGAAAUAUAGUCAUAUGGUUUGGAACAAGAGGUUAGUAAAAUUUUGGGGUGAAUUGUCCCUUUAAAUAAAUCUUGUUUGAACACGUAUCUAUGAACACCUAGUAGAACAAUUAGUUUAAAUACUAUUGUAUACUGUAGCUAUUUUCUGUUUUGUGAAGGGUCUUUCUGAUCCUCCCAAUGCAAUCCUCCUUGGUCAAGUCUGAAAAACAGAUGCAGGCCUUGUGUCAUUGAUGCUCUGUCUGUUUGAUGCAUCUUAUGAAAUCAAUUUCAGUGUCUCAGUAUUCAAGCAGAAUAAAAGUAUAUUUUCUCCUUUAUUCUGAAUCUUAGUCUUUUUUUUUUAAGUGUAGCAUGUAUUUAAACAUAGACUUGCUGACUGUCCAUUAUCCUGCUUAUUACAUUGAUA
This is a messenger RNA of Xyrauchen texanus (razorback sucker), 2444 nucleotides long. Its product is annotated as methionine aminopeptidase 1. Bases 22 to 1206 code for a protein of 394 amino acids. Gene Ontology annotation, biological process: proteolysis. The transcript is spliced from 12 exons. The record is from RefSeq and is a predicted model, not a curated record. Gene Ontology annotation, molecular function: metalloaminopeptidase activity. Lineage: Eukaryota; Metazoa; Chordata; Actinopteri; Cypriniformes; Catostomidae.